GGCCCGAAAAGGCACAGUCACAACUCUACCUUCGUGGUGUUGAAUUGGUUCUGAGCAAAAAUGAAAUUCCUGAUCGCUUUCGCCCUGGUGGCCGUGGCCAGCGCAGAUGUCUCGCAUCUGUUCUCGCACAGCAACAACCUGCAGGAGGAUGGCUACCACUACUCCGCACCCCGUGCCCCCGUCGUCAUCGAUGUGCCCUACGUGCCCCAGCAGUCUGCCCCUGUUGUGGUCUACGAGGCCCCCAAGCCCAGGCCAACUCCCCCUCGUCCCGUCUACACCCCCGCCCCCGCUGGCGUCCUAAAGGACGAUGGCUACCACUACGGUGCCCCCUCUGUUAAGUUCGAGGUUGCCGCUCCUCCACCACCAAAGGUCGAGUACCUGCCUCCCCCAACCACCAAGAAGGUGUACGUCGCUCCCCCAGUCUACGUGCCACCCCCAACCAAGAAGGUUGUGUACACCCCACCUCCACCACCACCAACCAAGAAGGUUGUGUACACCCCACCCCCACCACCACCAGCACCGAAGAAGGUCGUCUACACCCCACCCCCAACUGGCCAGCUGAAGGAUGAUGGCUAUCACUACGGUGCUCCCUCUGUCAAGUUCGAGGUCUCUGCUCCCCCACCAAAGGUCGAGUACCUGCCUCCUCCACCCACCAAGAAGGUCUACGUUGCCCCACCCCCAGUCUACGUGCCUCCCCCAACCAAGAAGGUCGUCGUCUACACCCCACCCCCACCACCACCACCGAAGAAGGUUGUGUACACCCCACCCCCAACUGGUCAGCUGAAGGACGAUGGCUACCACUACGGUGCUCCCUCCGUGAAGUUCGAGGUUAAGGCUCCCGCACCACCAAAGGUCGAGUACCUGCCACCCGCACCCACCAAGAAGGUGUACGUCGCUCCCCCAGUCUACGUGCCACCCCCAACCAAGAAGGUCUACGUUGCCCCUGCCCCAGUCUACGUGGCCCCCAAGCCAGUGUACGUCGCCCCCAAGGUCGAGUACGUCGCCCCUAAGCCAGUGUACGUGGCCCCCAAGCCAGUGUAUGUCGCCCCUAAGCCAGUCGCCCCCAAGGUCGAGUACCUGCCCCCAGCACCCGUCGUCCAGAAGGGCUACAGCUACCCCAACGAUCCCCAGCCCUCUUUCAACUUCUAGGCUCACGAAGCUCAUUGUAAAUAAUACACAGAUUAAGUAUUAGCCAUAUUUGUGAACGAAUUGUGAACGAAAGUGCUUCGGCCUUCCCGAUCGCAGGAAAGCCGAAUCCACUUCAAAUAACCGUGAAAAUAAAAGUCUUUCGAUUUUAAAAA
This is a messenger RNA of Drosophila takahashii, 1301 nucleotides long. RefSeq lists its product as uncharacterized. NCBI's taxonomy places the organism in Eukaryota, Metazoa, Arthropoda, Insecta, Diptera, Drosophilidae. The record is from RefSeq and is a predicted model, not a curated record.